Molecule: messenger RNA, 1326 nt
Organism: Tetrapisispora phaffii CBS 4417
Lineage: Eukaryota; Fungi; Ascomycota; Saccharomycetes; Saccharomycetales; Saccharomycetaceae
Gene: ERG9
Product: bifunctional farnesyl-diphosphate farnesyltransferase/squalene synthase
Exons: 1
Coding region: 1-1326 (441 amino acids)
Biological process (GO): farnesyl diphosphate metabolic process; ergosterol biosynthetic process
Cellular component (GO): endoplasmic reticulum membrane
Molecular function (GO): squalene synthase [NAD(P)H] activity
Source: RefSeq, a predicted model, not a curated record
AUGGGUAAAUUAGGUGAAUUACUUGCUCAUCCAGUGGAACUGAAGUCUGCUUUGAUACUGAAGUUUAUCAGACAGCCAUUGUACUCCAAUGAAGCUUCAAUGUCUGCCGACGUUAAGAAAUGUUACGAGCUCUUGACCAAGACGUCGAGAUCGUUUGCUGCUGUUAUCAUGGAACUGCAUCCCGAGCUACGUAACGCUGUUGCGAUUUUCUACUUGAUUCUAAGAGCAUUGGACACCAUUGAGGACGACAUGACGAUCGAUGUGGACGAGAAGGUUAGAUUGUUAGAAGAAUUCGACGGUAAGCUAGACACUUUGGAUUGGUCAUUCAAUGGAAACGGUCCCAACGAGAAAGAUCGCGACGUGCUAGUCGAGUUCCCAUACAUUUUGCGUGAGUACCACAACCUGAAGCCAGAGUACCAACAAGUGAUCAAAAAGAUCACUAAAGAAAUGGCUAAAGGUAUGGUCAAGUACGUUUUGGACGCGGAGUUCACUCUGAACGGUGUUGCCACCGUCCAGGACUACGAUAUGUACUGCCAUUACGUUGCCGGAUUAGUCGGCGACGGUUUGACUGAAUUGAUUGUCCUUGCCAACUUCGGUUCUCCAUCCUUGUACGAAAGCGACGGCAACAGCAAGUUAUUCGAAAGUAUGGGUUUGUUCUUGCAAAAGACCAACAUCAUCAGAGACUACGCCGAGGACUUGCGCGACGGCAGAACCUUCUGGCCGAAAGAGAUCUGGGCACAGCACACCGACAAGCUUGCUAGCCUCGCCACCGACGCAGACAAUGGUGUUGCCUGCAUCAACCACCUGGUCCUAAACGCGCUGUCACACGUCGAAGACGUCUUAACGUACCUGAGUCUGAUCGAGGAACAAAGCAGUUUCCAGUUCUGCGCCAUCCCACAAGUCAUGGCCAUUGCCACGUUGUCGUUGGUCUUCAACAACGCCACCGUGCUACAAAAAAACGUGAAAAUCAGAAAAGGCGAAACAUGCUACCUGAUCUUGAAGAGCAGAACGUUGAAAGGCUGUGUAGAGAUCUUCACCUACUACCUCCGCCAAAUCAAGCAGUCCUUGCAAGUGAACGAUCCAAACUACUUGAAGAUCAACAUACAGAUCGCAAGAAUCGAACAGUACAUCGAAGAAAUGUAUCAAGACAACUUACCAGAAAACGUUGCCCCAAUAAAGACCCCCGUGUAUUUGUCUACAUCCAAGAGAACCGUCCAAGACAACAAGGUUGUCCCAGUGAUCGAAGAAGAAAACUACAAAUUCAAUAUCGGUCUAACCAUUCUAAUGACCCUCGCUUUCGCCAUCGUCCACAGACUAAUGAAGUAA